Prorocentrum cordatum is the source of this 3600-nucleotide messenger RNA. The record is from the annotation of a GenBank genome assembly. NCBI's taxonomy places the organism in Eukaryota, Dinophyceae, Prorocentrales, Prorocentraceae.
CGCGCGCCCCGCGCGCCUUGCGCGCGCGCGCGCUCCUCGCGCGCGCAUGGCCGAGGCGGGCGGCGCCGGCCCCGACGAGGUGCUCGGGAGCCUGCGUGAGCUGCUCCGCGGCCAGCGCCGGCUGGAGCAGCUCGUGGCCAGACUCGCGCCGGGCGCGGCCGCUGCCGGCGGCGGCGGCGUCGACGCUUUUCCGCCGCUGCCUCUGCCAGAGGGCGCGGAGAGGGAGCUGCUCGAGGAGCCGCCGAGCUGCAGCGCGAGCCCGGCGAAGAGCGCCCGGCGGGAGGCCUCGAGGAGGCUGCUUGACGACCUGGUGAGUCCCGCGGCGAGCAUGUCGUGGCUGCUGCACGACAGGGACGCCGUCCACGACACGCGCUCUAUCGAGAGCAAGGUGUGGCUGGAGCGCGUCGAGGUCCGGGAGGAGCUGGUGAAGUGCGGCAGCAGCGAGGCGCUCGAGAAGGAGUGCUCCAGGCACAGGUCGUACGGCCCCAGGCGCACGUUGCGCUCCAGCAGCGUCGCCAGCGUCGUGAGCCUGAGCGGAGUCCAGGAUCUGGCCGCUCUUACGCCUACCUCGGCUUCGGAACGAGUCCUCUCGAGCCUGCGACUGUUGCGCCCGGGGAACAUGGUGGAGCUCCUGAGGGAACUCCGAGCAUGGCUGAGCUGGAGCAGGCUUUCCCGCAGCACCGUGCUGUCUCCGAGCUCGACACCACGGGCCUGGCUUGACGCCGUGAGCUUGCUCGUGCUCUUGUACAACUUGUCGUCCAUCCCAUAUUUUUUUGCGUUCCAGGUCGACAACGGAGCCAGCCCUUGGGUGACAUUUGAGUACGUGUCGGCCUCGUUCUGGUUUGUCGACCUGCUGGUGAGCUUCAGGACAGGCUACUAUGCAGACGGGCAUCUCCAUAUGGAACCCUGGAAGAUUGCUCGUCGCUACUUGCGGAGUAGCUUCUUCCUGGACCUCCUCACGCUUUUGAUCGAUGUCGUGUCCAUUGUAUUACGGGCACUCGAGAACGAGAGCGUGGUUCCCGCGGCGUACAUUCGGACCUUCAAGAUUGUACGCGUGUUCCGACUCGCGGGGGUGACGAGGGUGAGAAACCUCCAUGGUAUUCUGGAUCGGUUAGGGAACUCCUACCACGUCAUUUUGGUGAAAGCGUUCACGGGGUCUUUGUACAACAUCUGCAAGUUCGCGCUAGCUCUGGUUUGGGUGAACCACACGAUCGCAUGUUUCUGGUGCUUCCUGGGCAGGGAGGAUCCUCGAGGGUCCGUGUCCGACACGGGCUUCACGUGGAUGGACACCGGGGACGGGCUGGCUUGGGCAUACAGCCAUUCCGGGCGGCUUUACCAGUAUGCCAUCGCUUUCCACUGGGCCCUGACUCAGAUGACGCCGGGUUCCAUGCAGGUGUUCCCAGUGAACAGCGUUGAGAGGAUCUUCAACAUCAUCUGCCUCAUUGGUGGCCUCCUGGUUUUCUCCGCCUUGGUGUCAGCGAUCUCGGCGAGCGCGGCACAGCUCAAGAUCGACAUGCAGGGGCACAGCCGGGAGAUGGAGAGGCUGAUCCGCUUCUUGCACAGGUCGCACAUUGAGCCCGAGCUCAGAAUGCAGGUCUGCAAGCAGAUCAGAGUGAAAUUGGUGCAGCGACGACCCGAGGUGAUCAAGGACCUGUCGGUGCUCGGCCUGCUCUCGCUGUCGCUGCGCCACGCGCUCCAGCUGGCGCUCUGCAACCCGCACCUCCUGGAGCACCCCCUGCUCCACUUCCUCUCCAUCGCCGACGCCGCGAUGUGGGAGGAGAUCUGCAUGAGGUGUGCGCACUUCUCCGUGCUGGUGAAGCGGGACAGCCUCUUCGUCUUCGGGGCCGAGGCCGAGGGGAUCUACUUCGUGGUGCGCGGGCCCCUGUCCUACGACCUGGACAAGAGCUUCCCGGCGCAGACCUCAGAGACGAAGCAGGCCGAGACCGGCUCCUGGCUCUCCGAGGCGGCGUUGUGGUGCCACUGGCGGCACAUGGGCUGCGCCGAGGCCAAGGACCCCGCGGGCGCGGGCUGCUGCGAGGUGCUGUUCCUGCAGGCCGACGCGCUAAUCCCGAUCCUAACCAAGAGGGGCCUGAUCGGGCAGCUGGCGUGGGCGUACGCCCGCGGCUUCCUCCACUUCCUGCAGAAGUCUGCGCCCCCCCUCUGCGACUGGCCGAACGACCUCGACCUGCCCUUUGGCGCGGACGAGGUCAUCGCCGCCAUGCCGAAGGACGCCACGGCCGUUGUGGGCCAGUGCGCCAUCGACGUGCUGCGGGCGCCCACUGGCUCGCUCCUCACCGGCUGGCUGCGGGAGGACACCAUCGAGAGGUUGGCCACGGAGGUGCAGGCCGGCCGGUGCGCGCUCCUCACGACGGGCCGCGGGGGGGUGGUGCGCUGCGUGCCGAUCGUGGUGCUGCAGAUGCGGCGCCGGGACGGGCGGAUGCUCGUGCGCAUGAGGCUCACGUGCAGGGCCGACGGCGUCCAGGAGGCUACCUGUCAGCUGCCGGGGGGCAAGCAGGAGGUGGGGGAGCCUCCCGACGGUUGCUUCCAGCGGCUGCUGGACGGGAAGCUCAAGGCCCUGGCCGACGGCAUCAUGGUGGUCGGGGUGGAGAGACAGAGCGAGCAGGACAAGUCCUGGAAGUUCGGCGUGCCGACGAGGUAUGUCCGCACAGUCGUGUCGGCGGAAUGGCUGCAGCAGGAGGGGGACGUGGGGCCCCUCGAUCAGUUCAUAGUGCCUGGGGUGGACACCUUGGAGUUGGCGUUGAGCCAGAGGUCGAGCGGGGGAAGCUCGUUCAUCAGGAGGCCGAAGAACGAGCCGAGCUUUCCAGGGGAGGGGGAGGUCCUCAUGCUUCCAGGAGACGUGGGGUUCUACGGUUGGCUCACCGAGGACCAGUUCAUCUUCUUCAAGGGCCCCAAGGGUCAGCACAACUUGUUCCACUGGCUCACGCAGCUGUACAAGGCGGUCGGGGUUCAUCCCGACGACCUGGACAGGGACGAGACGAAUCCAGAGGUCGAGUCUCCGUUGUUCUUCCCAGGCAGCAGUCGACAGGUCGGCGAGGGGUCCGACAGGGACGCGUGCUCCACGCGGCCGCGCGCGGGGUCGAUCUGACGCGGGGCCAUCGACCGGGCGCCCUUCCCCGUUGCGCAGGAGGGAGGCCUUCGGACGUUUGAAACGUACCUCCCGGGGGGGCGACAAACGUGCCUCAAAGCUUCGUCUCAUUCCGACCUCCGAGCGUAGCUCCAAGCCUCUCAUCCUAGACACAUUGUUGAUGGCGCGGCGCAUUACGGUCAUGCAUUGGACCGAGCUUGCUAAUUCAACGUGGGCCAGGCCCAAGUUUUCGACGCUGAGUAGGCACCCCUGGGAAGUAUAGUGUGAAUUUGGUGCGCCUCAAACGCCAACACUUUAUUCGAGUGUUUGGCGGGGGGUCUUUUUUGCAGACAUGGACAGAGCUGAGACCGACGCAACACCCCCAGCCUGACCGAGGUAUCCAGAGCUGUCUAGCAGGCAGUGUCUGAACGAGAGACUGACCACGAUUGCAUCGGGGAGUGCAGGAACAACAAAUGCUGUCUAUUCCCCUUUGCACGUGUCUGAUUUGCCUUCCC